Molecule: messenger RNA, 1975 nt
Organism: Xenopus tropicalis (tropical clawed frog)
Lineage: Eukaryota; Metazoa; Chordata; Amphibia; Anura; Pipidae
Product: zonadhesin
Exons: 13
Coding region: 1-1374 (457 amino acids)
Source: RefSeq, a predicted model, not a curated record
AUGGCGGCUCUGAGUAGAACACAGGAAGAUGCAAGUGAACAAUGGUGGAAAAAUUCCAUGAUGGCUACCUGGCAAAAAUAUUCUUCCCUGGGCCUGCUGGCUAUGGCCUUGCUCUUUGUGGCUGUUGACCAGAGUCAGGCUGGACGCCAAUCCGUGCUAGCUCCGGCCGUUGACCAGAGUAAUUUUGAAACACAAUGCCCUCCCAACAUGGUUUAUGACUGUAUGCGUACGUGUUUCAGUAACUGCGAUAACCUGAACAGCCCCAUUGACGCCUGCAAUGAGACGUGCAUUAUGGGAUGUGACUGCAAAGAUGGUUUUGUCUUUAAAUCCAAGGAUUCCAAGAUCUGUGUCCGUGUAUCCACCUCGUUCCAAGAGGUAGGAAUUGAUUUUAUCUUUGAAGAGGGAGAGUUCCUUGGAGAAAUUUUGGGAUGGAAUUACAGAGUUAUUCUGAAGAUAACUCAUGUGGGAGUGGAGGCAACAAGCUGCCCACCUGAUGCCGAAUGGUCCAACUGUGCAGGAUGUGAGUCUUAUUGUGCCACUCUGAAUCUGAUCUGCACCGAGGAAUGCCGAGAGGGUUGCAAGUGUAAAGAAGACGGAUAUGUCCUAUAUGAAAAUGUCUGUGUCCCGGCCAAUAAAUGUCCUGAAGAAGGGACUCUUUGCCCAGCUGAUGCCGAAUGGACAGACUGUGUAGGAUGUGAGUCUGAUUGCUCCACUCUGAAUCAGGCCUGUAGCAAGGAAUGCCGAGAGGGAUGUAAGUGUAAAGAAGAGGGAUAUGUCUUAUAUAAACGUGUCUGUAUCCCGGCCAGUAAAUGCCCUACGCAAGAACUCUCUUGCCCUCCAAGACAGGCAUGGUCUCUCUGCACGGGAUGUUGGUCAUUCUGUCCCAUUUGGCGUCAGCCAUGUCAACCGUUUUGCCAAGAAGCUUGUGCGUGUGAACAGAGUGGUUAUGUACUACAUGGAAACCAUUGCAUUCCAUUUGAGGAAUGUCCAAUCAUUCCAAGAAAAGGUUUUGGGUGUCCCCAUGACACAGAGUUGCGAAACUGCUCGGACUGCCGCUCUUUCUGCCCUACUCUAGGAAGGGAAUGUGACAACAUCUGCCGAAAUGGCUGCGUCUGUAAGGAAAGGGACCACGUUCUACGCAAAGGGAAAUGCAUCCAAAGGAGAGAUUGCCCAGUCACAAACGUGCACGUUGACCUUUGUCCUAUGCACGCUGAGUGGAGGUUUUGCACUAAGUGCAGCGACUACUGCUUCCCUAAAAGCGACUGCCGCAAGAAGUGUAAUGGCGGCUGCGCGUGUAGGGAUAAAGCGCUGGUCUACUAUAAAGGAAAAUGCAUCCGGCGGCCUGAGUGCCCCAAACUGCCCAAGCAAGGCUAAAGAAAUGGAUAAGAGGCAUCCAAACACCCACAAAUGUAAUGAUGGACUGUUCCUCGGAAUAAAUCAUUUGACUGCUACCAAGGUCUACAAAGAUGGGUCUCGGCAUUUAGUAGUUCCAGUUGCUUCUUCUACCCUUGUACUGUGAUCAUAAAGGAUUUGAUUUCUAUUUUUGGCGCAUAAGAGAUCAUUUUCUUUUCUUAUUUGGAGAGUUAUUAUUUAUCCCCCAAGAACCUUUGCUAAGGAUAUUGUUAGAUUGACCUUAAUGGCAAAGUAACUCUUCAGAAUUCUCUAGUGAAGUUCCACCUUGGUUUCCAUAGAUGUUGGCAGCUUUGAGUUUCUGAAUAGCUGAGCUGAAAUAAUAUUGGCAAGAAAGUUCUGGAAUUGACUAGAAAAUUGAACCUCUAGAAGAAAAGUAAUUUUUUUUUAAUGUAUUUUGCAGCUGUAUAAUGAAUGUAUUUUGCAGCUGGACCUUUGAUAAACGUGCCCUUUAGAAUGCGUAAAUUGGCUCAUAUGGUAGUGACCCAGUACGUUUGGUGUAGUCUGUAGACCCUGCCUAAUAUCAUACUGUGAUUUCUUUCCCAUCAGUCAAUAAAAUCAUAUU